AAGAUGUGAGUGAAAAAGCAAGUAAAUUUUGAUGGUAAUUAACUCAAAGUCGAAGAGAGUGACUUCACAUGGAACGGUCUCCCAUGUUGAAAAGCUAUCUCAGUCCAUCAGCUUCCCAUAUGCUGUCAAUGUGAAUGCAUAAGAACCCUAGAAACCCUAUCUCUCGUCUCUUUCAAAUCCUAUAUAAAUCAAGCUCAACUGAUCUAAAAAACCCAACCAAAGAACACAAAACCAUGGCUAAAUUCAGUAGCAGUCGAGGCCAGAAGAAGAUCAUUGGCAUGAAAAAGCUCAAUGCUGUGGUUAAACAACUGCAAAAGAGUCUACUCAUGGUGAAAAAACCCAAUUCCUACCACAGAAAAUACGUUCCUGAAGAUGUUGAAGAAGGACAUUUUGCAGUGAUGGCUACAGGCGGCGAUGAAAGAAGAAGAUUCGUUGUCCCGUUGCGUUUCUUAAAUCAGCCUGCAUUUGUGAUCCUCUUGGAACAAGCUGCUGAAGAAUUUGGUUUCAAUCCUGAAGGUGUUCUUACAAUCCCCUGCAGCCCUAGUGAACUUGAGAGGAUACUGGCUGAGGAAUCUGGGUAUCAGGAGGAUUGAAUUAAUUGAGUUUUGUUGGAUAAAUUUGCUUCUUUUUUUUUUUCCUUUUUGUUAUCAUGGAAAUAAUUUAUGAUAGCAGAAGGGUUCUUUUGAAGUUUAUGUAUGUAAUUAA
Manihot esculenta (cassava) is the source of this 705-nucleotide messenger RNA. Its product is annotated as auxin-responsive protein SAUR50. Gene Ontology annotation, biological process: response to auxin. The transcript has a single exon. The coding region runs from base 135 to 593 and encodes 152 amino acids. The record is from RefSeq and is a predicted model, not a curated record. Lineage: Eukaryota; Viridiplantae; Streptophyta; Magnoliopsida; Malpighiales; Euphorbiaceae.